CAAAACUGAUCAUCUUAGAACUAACUGCUGGCAGCAAUGGUAUAUAGGGAGUUUUGGUACCUGGAAGUCUAGCUUUUUAUUUUUUACUUGCCGACAGCCAUUGGAUGUAAUUUGAGACUUGGAGCAAUCGGUAUGAUAUGCAUUGCUGUCUUCUCCUGGCAGCACUAGGCUUAAGACGGACACCAACGCUGGACAGGGCACCAGUCUAUUUCAUAACACACUCUCCCAAACAACAAGGCCAUGAAGCGAAUGCGUACUGAGCAGAUCCAACACACAGUUGUUCAGUAUCUCAAAAGACGCCAAUAUGUGGACUCUGAAGGUGCCCUAAAGGGUCCCAAACUCUCGCAGACAACAGAGGAAAUGGCAGCAAACUUAACGGUUCAGACUGAAUCCGGAUGUACCAGUGUUGUAUCUUCUGCACCUUGCCAAGCUGACUCUCAGCAGUAUGAGAUCCAGUUUGGUCGGUUGAAAAGUUUCCUCUCUGAUGCAGACAUACAGUGGAGUCAAGAAGUGAUGUCAGUGCUUUAUCCUAUGUUUGUCUAUCUCCAUCUGGAUAUGGUGCACUGUGGCCUUAAAAGUGCUGUAGACAGCUUUUAUAGCCGAUAUCAUGGAAUGUUUCUAAGUGAUGUAGAUCAGAAAGACAUCGUUGACCAGCUAAGAACAACAUUAACAGUCCAGGAUAUUUCAGCUAACCCUAAACUUCGUGCUUUUCUGGAUAACAAAUAUACCAUUCAUCUCUCAGAUAAAGCCUACAAUUAUCUUCUUCGCUACCUCCAGAGUGACAAUAAUAUUGCACUUUGCAAAAUUCUAGCUUCUUGCAUACAGCUAGAGGUGACAGCUUCUCAAAGAAUUGAUUAUCAACUAUAUGGUUGCAGCACUGUUGGUGCAAUAGGGUCCUCAAGAACUGAAAGCAGCAGCAAUAUAGACACGGGCAAUAUGACUGCAAGCAUUCUACAGAAUGAGGCUGCCCUUGAUUCAUUGCAAGAAUGCAUUAAACGUGUAAAGGAUGGGCCGCCAUCCCUCACAACAAUCUGUUUUUAUGCAUUUCAUAAUACUGACCAACUGCUCAACACUGCUGAAGUUUCGGCCAACAGUAAACUACUUGCAGCCGGCUUUGAUAGCUCAUGUGUCAAAUUGUGGAGUUUACAGGCAAGAAAGCUCAAGGCUGAACCCCAUCAAGUGGAUGUGUCCAGAAUUCAUUUAGCCUGUGACAUUCUUGAUGAUGAGUGUGAUGAUGAAGACGGCACAGGGAGUGAAAUGAAAAUUCUCAGGGGCCACUGUGGACCAGUGUACAGCACUACAUUCCUCACAGACAGCUCUGGACUCAUCUCUUGCUCUGAAGACAGCUCAAUCCGGUAUUGGAACUUGAACACUUUUACUAACACAGCUUUAUAUCAAGGACAUGCAUAUCCAGUAUGGGAUAUUGACAUUAGCCCCUGUAGCCUUUAUUUUGCCAGUGCCUCACAAGACAGAAGUGCAAGACUGUGGACGUUCAGCAGAACUUACCCUUUGCGGAUAUAUGCAGGUCAUUUGGUGGAUGUAGACUGCAUUAAGUUCCAUCCCAACUCUAACUACAUUGCCACUGGGUCAGCUGACAAAACUGUUCGUCUGUGGAGCACUCAACAAGGCAACACAGUAAGACUGUUCACAGGGCAUCAUGGUCCUGUUUUGUCAUUAGCUUUUUCUCCAAAUGGAAAGUACCUGGCAUCUGCCGGGGAAGAUCAGAGGCUAAAACUUUGGGACCUGGCGUCAGGUACACUCUUCAAAGACAUGAGGGGACACACAGAUAGUGUAAUAAGCCUGUCCUUUAGUCCAGACAGCAGCCUUAUUGCUUCAGCCUCCAUGGACAAUUCAGUCAGGGUCUGGGAUAUACGUAAUACAUAUUGCAGCACAUCGGCUGAUGGCUCAUCUGGUGAGCUAGUUGGCAUCUACACAGGACAGACAAGCAGCAUACUGAGUGUACAGUUUAUGGCUUGCAAUUUAUUACUGGUCACUGGAACAGCACAUGAGAACCAGGAGCAGUAAUAAUGCAUUGUUGCAUUCUCAACCACUCUUUUGCCUGCUUUAGGUGGAUUAUAUUUUGCUUGUGUGCUUUUGCUUUUUCAAAAUGAGUCAAAACUGUUUUUGAAAGAGAGGCAACCAUUUCAUGCACAAAACGUUAAAUGUUUCUAAGAAGCAUUGCCACCAAAAAGGAUUUUUCCAGCCCAGUGUUUUACAGCUUUUGACUGCCUGCCAUGUGGAAAUGUACUGAAUUCCUUUAAUUUUCAUUCCUUAUGUUCUAAUAAUCUGUCAAAAAAAAAAAAUGUAAAAAAAAUACGUAAGCAGUUUCUAGCCUUUUAGUGUUUUCCAACACUAGUUGUCCUGCCCUAGAAGCUUUUAGUCCAGAAUAAAUUGUUUUGAAAAUGUUGCAUUGUAUAAAUAGAUAUUAUUUUGUUAUAUUGAGUUUAUUGCAUUCUUGGUAUAUUUUCUGAUAUAAUAUGAAGAUGUUCAUGAAAAAUGUUUCAUACAAAACAAGCAGAACGUCUUGAACCAUUUAUUAAAUGCUUGGUAUUCUUCUGUCACAAGUAGCUUUUUCAUCUAACCAAAAAAAAUAAAGUUAAUUGGAGGAUGAGGUUUGUUUUUUAUGUAUAUAUAACAAAGGAUAGGCAAAUACUUAUUAAAAUGACAAGUAUGAUGAGUAUUUUAAUUAUUAGAAACAGUUACAACAGACAUUGUACAUAAAGAAGUUCACAUUCUAGCCAGGAUUGCACAAAGUUGGAGCCUUUCCCUACAACAAAUGAGUCAAAAGGUAGAAACUGGCUCUGACAGGACACCAAUCCAAUACAGGCAGUUUUCAUUUGAGCAAAAGAUGUAUGAGUUAACUACAUAAACUUUUCUCUCAUUAGUUUAGGUGCCUCUAUGUUAUGGGACAUCAAAGAGUAUAUUUAAGAAUCCAUUACAUAUACAUAAUGUAACCAUUGUUUACAUAUGUGUACUGUAUAGCGAAGUUUAAAAUAACAUGAGUUGAGUUUUAAGCUGUUUUGACUGUAGUACACACAUCCAUAUUCAAUUUAUGCUUAGUUUUUUGGUUUUUUUUUUGUUUUUUUUUGCCAACAUCCACCUGCCUAAUGACUUUUUGUCCAUGAUUGUAACAAACAAAAACGUGUUAUAAAUUUUGGUAUGUUUGGAUGCUUAAUUUUCAUGCUGACAGUGCUGUACAGAAGUUAAUUGGUAAAUAUGAAGCCAUCUGUUCUGAGUGACACUAAAUUGGAGUUAAUCUCUAAAUAUUACCUACUGUUUAUUGAUUUUUUGAAGAGCUAUUGUACUAAUAACAAUAUUUCAAAUGGAUUAAAACACAUGUUGCCAGUAAAGAAAAAAGUUAUGAAGUUAAUUUUUACUUACCGUAUGUUUUUAUUGUUUGUGGUACAACUACCUGUAGUCUAAAAUAACUACGUUUUUGUAUAAGAUUAAAAUAAUAUUUUCUUAAGAGAAAA
Polypterus senegalus (gray bichir) is the source of this 3473-nucleotide messenger RNA. It is a transcript of the gene taf5l, whose product is annotated as TAF5-like RNA polymerase II, p300/CBP-associated factor (PCAF)-associated factor. Gene Ontology annotation, cellular component: histone acetyltransferase complex; nuclear protein-containing complex. The coding region runs from base 241 to 2025 and encodes 594 amino acids. Lineage: Eukaryota; Metazoa; Chordata; Cladistia; Polypteriformes; Polypteridae. Gene Ontology annotation, molecular function: protein binding; transcription coactivator activity. The transcript is spliced from 6 exons. The record is from RefSeq and is a predicted model, not a curated record. Gene Ontology annotation, biological process: regulation of DNA-templated transcription.